Molecule: messenger RNA, 824 nt
Organism: Nicotiana tabacum (common tobacco)
Lineage: Eukaryota; Viridiplantae; Streptophyta; Magnoliopsida; Solanales; Solanaceae
Source: RefSeq, a predicted model, not a curated record
AUGGAAUCCAUUCACAUUGUGAGGAGAUUGGUGGAGCAGUAUAGGGAGAUGAAUAAGGACUUGCACAUGGUGUUCAUUGACCUAGAGAAAGCAUAUGACAAAGUUCCGAGAGAGGUGCUCUGGCGAUGCUUGAAGGCUAAAGGGGUCUCAGUAGCCUAUAUUAAGGUGAUUGAGGACAUGUAUGACGAAGCUAAGACUCGGGUUAGGGAAGCGGGAGGAGACUCGAAACACUUUCCGAUUAGGAUGGGGUUGCACCAGGGAUCAGCUCUUAGUCCAUACCUAUUUUCCUUGGCAAUAUAUGCAUUGACGAGAAACAUUCAAGGUGAGGUAUCAUGGUGUAUGUUAUUUGUUGAUAUCGUAGUUUUAAUUGACAAGAUGCGGGGUGGUGUUAACGAGAGGCUGGAGGCAUACCGGUUAGAUAAGAUUAGGAAUGAAGUUAUUGGGGUAAAGGUGGGAGUGGCCCCUGUGGAAGAUAAGAUGCGGGAGGCAAGGUUGAGAUGGUUCGGGCACAUUAAGAGGAGAAGUAUAGAAGCUCCAGUUAGUAGGUAUGAGCGGUUAGUCUCGGUGGGCAGCAAGAGGGGUAGAGAUAGGCCUAAGAAGUCUUGGGGAGACGUUAUUAGGCGGGACAUGGUGCGGCUGGAGUUGAUUGAAGACAUGGCCCUAGACAAGAGGUUGUUCUCUAGCCGAGGGUCUUAUCGGAAACAGCCUCUCUGCCCUUCCAGGAGUAGGGAUAAGAUUAGUGAUUGUGUGUGGUUCUGCUUGUUAAUUGGAGAAGACGAAGAAGGGGUUCAGCGAGGAACUGCAGUAGCUAGGGAAUUAGGCCG